AUGUCUGAAGAAGCGAUCUCAGGAAGUGACCUGGACCCCAGCAUUAACAGCGAAGAGGAGGAUCUGGAAGAGGAAGAGGAGGAGAUUGAGGAUGACGAUGAGGGUGACAACGAUGGGGAUGAUGAAGAUGAUGCAGUCGGUGAGUGGGGGGGAGGUGUCACCUCCAUAGAAGUUGCCUUUAGUUUACUACUCACAAUUAAUGCUGGUAUUUCAGUCAGAACAGAAGACAACAUUCAAGAAGUAAUUCUAAUUCACUUUAAAGACUAUCUGUUAAAGGUAGAGUAGGUGAUGCAUAAAGUCCACUGUUGUUGUGCUGCAGCUACCACGUUGCAGCAGAGUGAACUGUACCCAUCCACAUGGGCAGAUACUCUGUGCGAGUGCAUCGCGCUCAAUAUUCUCAGUUCAUCAUAUCGCUGAGUUUCAGUUUUUAAAUGGUUGUACAGCAGGCAGCUGCUAAGAAAUGUGAUGAAACUAGUUUUCUUCUUGUUUGUCAAGUCUGACGCAAAACAUCUAUUUAAAAUGUGAACUUAUGUAGUCAACCAAUCAGUUACACCGAGGUUGUGUCCCCAAUGGCAUCCUAUUCCCUACAUAGUGCCUAUGGUACCUGGGCAAAAGUAGUGCACUGCAGAGGGAAUAGGGUGCCAUUUAGGACGCACAGCAGUCAGGUAGUGAGCCAGGCACUUGGAGAGAGUCUGCGGAGCUGCCAUGUCACCAUGUCCUACAUUGUUACAGACAGACUAGUGUCAACAACAUGUUAGAGCAGACAGAACAACAGGUAGGAGAAUGCAGGUUUUGAUGAAUGCUGCUCGAAUGAAACUGCCUGCAUCUGCUCUGAACAACGCCUCCAAACUAUGUGUUAAAUGCCAAGAAUGUGAGAGGCUUCCAGGGGUAAGGAACACCAGGCAAGGCCUCACUCACACUUACAGCCUGGCUGCCUAGAAGGAUGGGAGAGUAAUGAAGACACUGGAUGUGUCCCAAAUGACCAGGGCCCAUAGGGCUCUUGUGAAAAGUAGUGCACUAUUGAGGGAAUUGGGUGCCAUUUGGGACGUAGUCACUGUCUGUAACAUGUCUUACUGGGGUCAGACAGUAACAGCCAUGAAUGAACCAUAGAGAAGAUUAUUAUUAUUUGGCUCAAUAAAGAAUACAAGAGUUAGGAUUUAAGGAUGUUUUCCCAGAUCCUGGAAUAAGAAUCUUGUUCAAUUGAGAUUCUCCAUUGAAAGUACCCCAGAAACGGAUAAACCAAUGCUUCAGUACACCUUUCAAUAGUGUCCAAGAGAGAUUGGAGAAAGUUCCCAAGAAGCAAUGCUUUCCCAAAAGGGUUUGUCUAUUUCUCUAACCUUAUUGGCCGGUUUCCCAUACACUGAUUUAAUAAUUAGUUGACUGAUUUAUGUAAUUCUCUGCUCUGUCCAACAGAGCAGCCAGAGAGUGGCCAUGGCAGUACAGAGAUGGAGACCCAGGGAGGGAGGGACUCCCCCUCAGCUACCUCACCCUCAGAAGAGCCUCCCUCUGGGCCCCCGUCUCAGCCCACCUCCAGGCCUUCUUCCCGGCCCAACUCAAGACCUGCGUCUCGCUCCCAGCCCCCGUCUGACCAUGGCUCCCAGCCCCCGUCCCGCCCUGAGAGCCCCAGUCAAGACAAGCCCUCUGCGGGCAAAAAGAAGAAAUCGAGGGCUUCAAAGUCCCAGGCCCCUUCAUCCGGUCCUGAGAGCCCCAGCCAGGACAAGCCCUCUACGGGCAAAAAGAAGAAACCAAAGGCCUCCAAGGCUUCAAAGUCCCAGGCCCCUUCGUCCCGUCCUGAGAGCCCCAGCCAGGACAAGCCCUCUGCGGGCAAAAAGAAGAAACCGAGAGCCUCCAAGUCUAAGGACCCGAAGCCUGCUAAGUCCUCUAAGCCAGCACACAUGAGGAAGAACAUCAGGUAUUUGUUUGAUAGGGUGGUUUUAAUGUAUAAUACACCCUCUCCUCUAACCCAACCCCCUGUCCUCCUCUCCUCUAACCCAACCCCCUGUCCUCCUCUCCUCAAACCCAACCCCCUGUCCUCCUCUCCUCAAACCCAUCCCCCUGUCCUCCUCUCCUCGAACCCAUCCCCCUGUCCUCCUCUCCUCGAACCCAUCCCCCUGUCCUCCUCUCCUCGAACCCAUCCCCCUGUCCUCCUCUCCUCGAACCCAUCCCCCUGUCCUCCUCUCCUCGAACCCAUCCCCCUGUCCUCCUCUCCUCAAACCCAUCCCCCUCUCCUCGAACCCAUCCCCCUCUCCUCGAACCCAUCCCCCUGUCCUCCUCCUCCUCGACCCCAUCCCCCUGUCCUCCUCCUCCUCGAACCCAUCCCCUGUCCUCCUCCUCCUCGAACCCAUCCCCCUGUCCUCCUCUCCUCUAAACCCAUCCCCCUGUCCUCCUCCUCCCGAACCCAUCCCCCUGUCCUCCUCUCCUCGACCCAUCCUCCUCUCCUCGAACCCAUCCCCCUGUCUUCCUCUCCUCUAACCCAUCCCCCUGUCCUCCUCUCCUCUAACACCAUCCCCUGUCCUCCUCUCCUCGAACCCAUCCCCCUGUCCUCCUCUCCUCAAACCAUCCCCCUGUCCUCCUCUCCUCGAACCCAUCCCCCUGUCCUCCUCUCCUCGAACCCUUCCCCCUCUCCUCGAACCCAUCCCCCUCUCCUCGAACCCAUCCCCUGUCCUCCUCCUCCUCGAACCCAUCCCCCUGUCCUCCUCCUCCUCGAACCCAUCCCCCUGUCCUCCUCUCCUCGAACCCAUCCCCCCUGUCCUCCUCUCCUCUAACCCAUCCCCCUGUCCUCCUCCUCCUCGAACCCAUCCCCCUGUCCUCCUCUCCUCGAACCCAUCCUCCUCUCCUCGAACCCAUCCCCCUGUCUUCCUCUCCUCUAACCCAUCCCCCUGUCUUCCUCUCCUCUAACCCAUCCCCCUGUCCUCCUCUCCUCGAACCCAUCCCCCUGUCCUCCUCUCCUCGAACCCAUCCUCCUCUCCUCGAACCCAUCCCCCUGUCCUCCUCUCCUCGAACCCAUCCCCCUGUCCUCCUCUCCUCGAACCCAUCCCCCUGUCCUCCUCUCCUCUAAUCCAUCCCCCUGUCCUCCUCUCCUCCGAACAGGAAGCUGCUAAAGGAGCACCAGAUGGAGGCAGUGACCAAGGCAGCCCAGCAGGAGGAGUUAGAGAGGCUGAGGCGUCUGGAGCAGCAGAGGAAGGACCAUACAGCACCACCUGUCAUAGAGUGUCCUCCCCCAGGUGAGAGUUCUACCCCAACCCACCCUCUGGACAUGUCUGUCACACCCCACUAUCUCUCUAUUUUAGUGAUGGGCAUUUGAAAUGAUUUCACUAUUCGAAUAAUAUCAUGUUAUUUGUUUGGAUAUCCAGAUAGUCGAAAUACAUGUGUUUUUAUUUUUUUGGGGGGGGCCUUCAAUGGAGAUGUGAGAGCCGGUGCUCUGCUCGUUUCAGCGGAGGGGUGGGAGAGGAGAUGGGGCCGGUGUGUGGCAGUCUAUGUGUGUGGCACUGACUGAGUGAGAGAGGGAGAAGUAGCCAAACCGAAUUGUGCUAGUUAGACAAACUUGUUGCUGCCAUAGGUUAUACCAUCUGGUAGUGCCUGUCUUGGCUGCAUCAAAUCGUUGUAAAGAAGCUAGCUAGCUACAGUAGCCAACUAGCUAGCUAAAGUAGCAAGGCUAAUUGAGGCUAUUUUGAGGCAUCCUUGUCUACAACAACUCCAUUCAUAUGAAACAGCCUACCUGUUGGUUGAUCACUGUAGCCUACUCCUUCUCAUUUAGCCAACUUAACUUAUUUUGCAUUGAUUAGAAAUCUCCCACUUCACUUGCGACACAUGGAGCCUCUGACUGUAGCGCCAGCGCCUCUUUUUUAUGGGGCGCACUCAUAAAAACUGUCAUUAAACUGUUUUAGAAAAAUGUAGAUGGGGCAGAAGUCUGUGUGUGGUUGAGGUUCUAAAAUGUAAAUGUAAAAAAAUGGUUCUGGAUGUCCAGAUAGCUAGCAACAAUGACAAGAAGCUGCCAUGUGGGGAAUCGUAGGUGGCAUUUUUCAGCUAGUUUCUACCGUGUUUUGACUCGUGUCACGUCUAUGCUAAUACAGCAAAAAUUCGCUAGCUAGCUAACCAACAACUGUAACGAUAUAUUUGAGACAAGUGCUCAUUGUGCAAAUGUAUUUAGGUUUUCAAUAAACAUUGGAGACGAAAUAUAGUUCACAUAUGAUCUAAGCCAACCCCGUCUGUUUUAACCCAAAUGUGCGCAACUAUGGGGCUUCUUGCGAAACAACCAACCCGUCUGUCAAAUAGAUACUUUUAUUACAUUUUAGACACAGCCCUCCCAAAAAUGUAAUACUUUCCCAUGUACAGUGCCCAUCCCUUCUCUUUCCAUCUUUCCCUUACCCGUUUCCUGCUCUGCCUGCCUGCCUGCCUGUCUCUCUCUCUCUCUCUUUCCCUUCUCUCUCCUCUCUCUCUCUUAUUGUUCUUUGUACAUGUCCCCCUCUCCUCCAAUAGAAUCGGUGUUGAGGCCUGGGGAGGAGGAGUGUCAAGGUCAGGGGUCGUUAGAGGCUGCUUUCCUAGCCAGGCAGGAUGUCAUCUGCCUGGACAGCAGUGACAGCAGUGAGGAGGAGGAGAAGCAGGAGGACGUCAAGCCACCAGCUAUCCCCAUUAUCAGACUCGCUAUCAGACCCGCUAUCAGACCCGCUAUCAGAGACGGUAAGACCGUAGGAGGACUGCUAAAACGAAGGGAACAACCACAACUCUCUGGCUGUGUCCCAAAUUGAACCCCGAGACCCUAUGCACGUGGAGAUCUGAGACUAUUUGAUUGGUGUAAGCAAUAUGAUGUAACUUCCCCAUAGCCUAUCAGAAGGUAAGGUGGCGCUAUUGACAUAUUUCUUAGACCUGUCCAAUCCUCUCAGUUAUCCACAAGUGUAAAGAACAUUAUAGGUAGAACCUUAAAGUUAUAAUGUUCCUUGGUUGGACUAACAGGAAUAUAUACCCAGUUAUUGGUUCGUACUUAUAAUGAACACAGCAUGCUAUCUAGAGGCAGCACGGACCUCAUAAUUACUUCAUAAUCCAUGUGUCAGUCAUAACGUUGUUUUAGCUGUCAGGUUACAAAUGCUUAAUGGCAUGAACUAUGAAUAUCAAUUCCCCUGCUUGGAACCAAUGAUGCCCGCAAUCUCUCCAGGACCACAUUGGAAAUAAGUGUGUUAUUUGGAUGUUUUUAACUGUCAUUAUUUAACCGAAUAAUAAAUAAAUACAUCUAAUCAAUCAAAUUCCUCCCUGACCCAGACGUGAUCGAGCUGAGCUCCGGGGACGACGAUGCACUGCAGAUCAGCAGCGAGUCAGCCAAUGAGGACGAGGACGAAGGUGCGGGGGGCACGGCGGAGAGCAGCGGCGCGCACAUCAACGACUCGCUCAACCAACCAGACGCCCAGGGGAGGGUCCUAGUUAAUAUCAACCACCCCGCAGAGGAGGAAGACCUGUACCUCGCCCCACAGCUGGCCCGCGCCGUCAAACCUCACCAGGUACGCUAACUCACACACACACUGCUGCAACAUGGGAGAAGGCGUCACAAAGGCAGACCGGGUAAAAGUGCCUUGACUGCAUACGUUAUGUAAUUGAGUUCAUUCUCUCUCUUCCUCCAUCCCUCACCCCCCCCCCCCCUCCUCUCGCUCCAUCUCUUACCUCCCCCUUCUUUCUCCCUCCCUCCCUCCCAGGUUGGUGGGAUCCGGUUCCUCUAUGAUAACCUGGUGGAGUCUCUGGAGCGCUAUAAGGGCAGCAGCGGGUUUGGCUGUAUCCUGGCUCACAGCAUGGGUCUGGGCAAGACACUGCAAGUCAUUUCCUUUAUAGACAUCCUGCUCAGACACACCGGGGCCCACACCGUACUGGCCAUCGUCCCUGUGAGUAGACCGUUAAGGAGAUGAUGGGUGUGUCUCUCUCUGUCUCUCUUCUCUUGCUUUCUCCCUCUCUCCCGCUCUCUAUUCUCCCAUUGCUCUAUGUGCGUCUCCCCUGUGUGUGUGUCUGUCUGUUUGUCUAUCUGUGUGUGUGUGUGUCUGUCUGUGUAUGUGUGUCUGUCUAUCUGUGUGUGUCUGUCUGUCUGUUUGUCUAUCUGUGUGUGUCUGUCUGUGUGUCUGUCUGUGAGCACAGCUGUGUCUUUAUCUCUCUUUCUCUCUCUCUCUCGCUUUCUCCCCCCAGGUGAACACCCUCCAGAACUGGCUGGCGGAGUUUAACCUGUGGCUUCCCACCCAAGAGGCCCUUCCCCCUGAUAGUGACCCUGCCGUCGUCACAGGACGCACCUUCAGAGUCCACAUCCUCAAUGACGAGCACAAGUACGUGACAUUAUAUAGUAGAGCUGACUAACACACUGCAGUGUGUGUCAAUUGUAUACUAUCGUGUGUGUGUCAGUUGUUUACUGCUGUGUGUGUGUGUGUGUGUGUGUACUGCCGUGUGUGUGUGUGUACUGUCGUGUGUGUACUGUAUAACCAUGAGGUACAUAAAGACAGCACUGACGUGUGCCUGUGUGUGCGAGCAUGUGUGCGUAACAUUGCUGACGUGUGUGCCCUACAGAACCACGGUGGCCCGGGCUAAGGUAGUGGAGGACUGGUCCAGGGACGGAGGCGUCCUCCUGAUGGGGUAUGAGAUGUACCGCCUGCUGUCCCUGAAGAAGAGCUUUGUGACGGGCAGGAAGAGGAAGUCCAAGAAGCCCCAGGGACCUGUCAUCAUCGACCUGGACGAAGAGGAGAGGCAGCAGGAGCUCAUGAAAGGUCAGGGGUUAGAGUUCGCUGCCGGGCCCAUUGUGAUCUGGGGCCGGAGUAGUAGUAGUAGUUACAGAUUAGGAGUGCUGAUCUAGGAACAGGUCCUACCUGUCCAUCUAAUACUAUUAAUUGUGAUCUAAAAGCCAAAACUGAUCCUAAAUCAGCACUGACUCUGAGACGCUUUAUGAAUAUGGCCCUGAUCCAUUGAUAAUGAGAAACAGCACACCAAUAUAAUGAUACAAUACUGUAGGCUGACAGGAGUUCACUAGACGCUGGAUGAAUAAUGCCUUGUAAAAAAGCUGCAUAAAUUACAAUAUUAAAAUGCCAAGGCUGAUGAAUUGCCUGCACAUCAAUGACAUUCUACUACUAAUAGUAGAUCAGAGAACAUUAUUAUUUUAUCUAUUCAUCAUCAUUCAUGUAACCUGUGUUUUACUCUUUUUUCACACACACAUUCUCCCAACCUGUGUUUUACUCUCGCUCUCUUCUCUACUCCCACAAACACACCUACACCCACCUAGGUAUUGAGAAGGCGCUGGCCAGGCCCGGUCCAGACGUGGUGAUCUGUGAUGAGGGUCACCGCAUCAAGAACUGCCACGCCAGCACCUCGCAGGCCCUGAAGAACAUCCGCUCCAGGCGACGUGUGGUCCUAACAGGCUACCCCCUCCAGAACAACCUGAUAGAGUACUGGUGCAUGGUGGACUUUGUCAGGCCUGAUUUCCUGGGCACCAGGCAGGAGUUCAGUAACAUGUUCGAGAGGCCCAUUCUGAACGGGCAGUGUGUGGACAGCACGCCGCAGGAUGCCAGGGUGAUGAGAUAUCGAAGUCACGUCCUCCAUAGUCUGCUGGAGGGCUUCGUCCAGAGGUGAGCGCAGAGAAGAGUGCAGACUGUCUGGUUUAAAAUGAUUCACCUCCCUCGCUCACCCUUUGCUUUUUAUAUCGCUCUUUCUGUCUCUCUCUCAGGCACUCUCUCGCUCUCUCUUUCCCUCUCUAUGUUUCUCCAUCUCUCUAUCCUCUCUAUCAAAUAUGGUUUCUUAUCCCAAAUCAAACCCUAACUCUUAGCCCUACUCUCUCCUAUAGAUCUGUAAAGGAUUGGUGAGGAAUAUGCAGUCUGAUAAUAAUCUGUUGUGGUUCAUCCGUGUCUGUCCCAGGCGAGGCCACGACGUACUGAGGGACCAGCUCCCCUCCAAGGAAGAGCAUGUGAUCAUGGUGCGCCUGUCGCCCCUGCAGAGGGCCCUCUACGCCGAGUUUAUGAACCGCUUCAGAGAGGCAGGCAACAGCGGCUGGCUGGGCCUCAACCCACUCAAGGCCUUCUGCGUCUGCUGCAAGGUGAGGCUGAGAUCGCUGUACUGGUGCUGUGGGGUUACAGACAGACAGACAGACAGGCAGGCAGGCAGGCAUACCACAGACCCCUCAAACUCAACUCUGGACCUCGAAGCCAGUUCCACUGCAUUUUUUAAUUGUUCCCCUCUAAUUAGGGACUGAUUUAGACCUGGGACACCAGGUGGGUGCAAUUCAUUAUCAAGUAGAACAGAAAACCAGCAGGCUCUGGACCUCAUAGGGUAAGAGUUGAUUACCUCUGCCAUAGACCAUAGUGACCAUAGGGUACUGCUGUGGGUUAGUCAGCCUAGCCAGGAUAUACACCCUCAUCUUAAUAAUAAUAAUAAUAUGCCAUUUAGCAGACGCUUUUAUCCAAAGCGACUUACAGUCAUGCGUGCAUACAUUUAUUUGUGUAUGGGUGGUCCCGGGGAUCGAACCCACAACCUUGGCGUUACAAGCGCCGUGCUCUACCAGCUGAGCUACAGAGGACCACAUCUUAAAACCUGGAAUCAGUAACACUAUUGAAGUCAGUCCAUUGAUGUGUGCGUGUGCGUGUGUGUGUGUGUGUGUAGAUCUGGAACCACCCUGACGUGCUGUACGAGACCCUUCAGAAGGAGAACCUAGCCAACGAGCAGGACCUGGACCUGGAUGACAUCACGGCGGCCGCCAACCCCCGCUGCCCCGGCGCCAGCCUAAAGGCCAAAGCGGCCGACUCGGCCAACAGUCGGAUCAACGUCGGCCUGCCCCCGCUCAACCCCAUCCAGGAGAGAGCCAAUCAAGUCAUCACCUACGAAUGGGUACGUAACGCCACUCUCUCUCUACCCACAGGCUGGCUGAGAACAUGUUAGAUACUUCUCCUAUGUUAGCCUGGGUCCUAUGCAUUAGGAAGAAAAUGGGCCAAAACGGGUAGAAACCUAGAGUCUCACCUACCUGAGUUUGUCCAAUAAGAAACGCUUGUUUUCAUGUUCGUUUGAAAAUCGUUUUGCUACGGUGUGCACUAAUGAAUAGAAGCCUUGUUAAACCAGACCGAAUGCUGUGCUCAUUAUUGCAUGAUUUUCCACUGUAAAGAUUCUAAAGUUGUAUUGUGAAACCUAGGGAUGUAAUGAUUCACCGAUACGCAUAGGCUCACCAGUUUAACUGUUUAAGAUAUGAGCGCAUCGGUCCGCGGUACCCCAAACCGAUCCAAAUGUAGCAUGCAUCGGUCAGAAAAGCGAUUCAAAAGUCACGAAUUGCUGGUUCACAAUUUUUUGGGGGUUGCUCAAAUUACUUUCUUUCUACCUUCAGAAAAUACCUCAUAUUUUGUGACAACUGCGUCCUCCCCUUCGGUGUCUAACUAACCAUGCCAUUAUGUUGACAGCCAUAGAUCUCCAAGUCAUUUUGCAUGCCGAUCAACCCCAGACUAUAUGAGUAGCCUAGUCAAACUGCAUGCCGAUCAACCCCAGACUAUAUGAGUAGCCUAGUCAAACUGCAUGCCGAUCAACCCCAGGCUAUAUGAGUAGCCUAGUCAAACUGCAUGCCGAUCAACCCCAGGCUAUAUGAGUAGCCUAGUCAAACUGCAUGCCGAUCAACCCCAGGCUAUAUGAGUAGCCUAGUCAAACUGCAUGCCGAUCAACCCCAGACUAUAUGAGUAGCCUAGUCAAACUGCAUGCCGAUCAACCCCAGACUAUAUGAGUAGCCUAGUCAAACUGCAUGCCGAUCAACCCCAGGCUAUAUGAGUAGCCUAGUCAAACUGCAUGCCGAUCAACCCCAGGCUAUAUGAGUAGCCUAGUCAAACUGCAUGCUGUGCACAGCUUUGCGCACCCACCAACAAGAGGUAGACCCUGAUCUGACACAUCUACGUGUCACAGGACAGCAUUCAAAUGUUUGUAAAAUGGCUUGCGCAAUAUUAGGCUUUAUUAGUUGAGUGACAACCAGUGUAAUUUGCUAGGUUAUUUUUAUGAAAUGUGCUGUUGAAAAUUGUGUUUUACCUGAAAAAAGUAGCCUAAGCUACUGCCCGGUCGACGCAGCAGAAGAGAAUCUCACUAACCAUUUGAUUAUUAGACGGGGGUGCAAUCCAAAGUUGUUCUAUUUAUUUAUUGGCUAUGUCAUAGUUCAUUUUUACAGAUAAAUAUUGAUAAAUGAAUUAGUGGGUGAUGGUGAUUUCAGAUCAAAAGUGGGGGGACAAAAAGCAAAUAUUGCCCCCCCAACUGAUAGUGGGGUGGUAGAUGGCCAGUUUCCCUUAUGGCUCAGCUCAGGUGCCCACAUCCACCAUAUACAUCAUUUACACACACACACAGAAGCCAGCUCAGACAGAUCCAGCUCAGACAGAUCCAGCUCAGACAGAUCCAGCUCAGAGGCCCAGCUCAUGAGCUCCAUCAGCAGCAGAUUUUAAUUUAGAAUGGAAAAUGAAUGCGUUUAUGCAACAAAUGCUAGUGCAUCGAACCGACUCACAUCGAUUCGUUCCUCUAAUCAAACCAAAUCGCACUGUAUGUUUUCAAACUAAAACGUAUUGUUCCUGAAUCGUAUCUCAUGUAUCGAAUCGUCUUAAAAGGGAAAUCUGCACAUCUCUAGUAAAACUUAAGACCUCCUCGUUGGUGUGAAAUAAUGAACUUCAUUCACCCACCUCCUGUCCUGUUCCAUGGAUCUCUGUCUCUCCAGGCCAAGGACAUCAUGAGCAACUACCAGACUGGUGUUCUGGAGAACUCUGCCAAGAUGCUGCUGCUCUUCCACCUGAUCGACGAGAGUGUGAGCAGAGGAGACAAGAUAUUGGUCUUCAGGUUGGACCUAUUCCUAUGUCUGACGUGGAACACUUCAUUCAGACACUCCAGACACUUCCUACGACCAGACUCAUAUACUUAGACUUUAUUGUCUUUUUUCUUAGAGAGACUGGAAAUUAGUAUUUUUGCUUUUCACCUCGAAGUAUCAAUGUGGUUGUAACUAACUGACUUGAAUGUGUUUUUAAUGUGUGUGUGUGUGUGUGUGUGUGUUUGUUUGUUUGACGUGUGUCCAUCAGUCAGAGCUUGUCCACUCUGACAGUCAUUGAAGGCUUCCUGUCCAGACGGCCGAUGCCAGCAGGCCGAGUCUCCCCCGACAACCAAGGCCAGAACCAGACCUGGGUCCGCAACAUCAACUACUACAGUGAGUCACACGGCACAACCCUGUUCCCAUGGCAACCACUACUACCCAGACCAUGCCAUCAUCAUUAUUCCCAUGGCAACCCUUUGACUCUUCACUUGUGACAGCUCAGCUGUGAUUUGAACCCAGAUCCCACUAAUGUACUCUGUUGUUCCAGACUAACUAUUAGACUAGUUAGCUUGUUUUCACAGCAUCCGGUGGAAUAUUUUGGCUUCAAACUGCUAACUGAACUAUCUACACUCACAUCAGUCUUUCUGUGAUUCCUCACAUCCUAUCUCCUCGCCUCCUCAACUGUCUUGUAAGGAAAGGUCCAGGGUCUCCAUCAGACUUUCUUCUCCAAUGGGUUUUGAAGUGGAGGCAAGAAGAGACAAUACGAGGAAUUGAUGAAAGAUGAAUUAAGAAAGAGCCAUGCUUUUUCUCAGACAUCGAUCUCUGGGUUAAUUUUCUAGAUCAUACUGCCCCCUACUGGAAUGGCCACCACACUACACUAGAUACAGUAUGUAUUGUGUCCCAAAUGGCACCCUAUUCCCUAAAUAGUGCACUACUUUUGGCCAGAGCCCUAUAUGGGCCCUGUUCAAAAGUAGUGCACUACAUAGGGAAUAGGGUGCCAUUUGGGACAUAGCAUAUUUGCUGGAGUCGCCCCAUGAUGCUGAUGUAGUGAAUGUGUCUGUCUACCCCCAGGGUUGGAUGGGAGUACGUCUGCCUCGGAGAGAGAGAAACUCAUCAACCAGUUCAAUGACCCAGAGAACACCUCCACAUGGGUCUUCCUCCUGUCAACGAGGUAAUAUACUGUACAGACACACUGAUACACAUAAAAAUAUAAGUGAAAUUGAUGUGGUGUGAUGGGCUCUUCCCUUUCUAGUAAUUAUAUUUCUAUGCUUAUAUUCUUCACUCAAAUACACAACAAAAGCUGCGUUUACACAGGCAGCCCAAUUCUGAAUCUUUUGUUUUCACUAAUUGGUCUGUUGAACAAUCAGAUCAGCUCUUUUGCCUAUAAUUGGGCAGAAUAUCAUAAUUGAGCAACCUGUGUAAACGCAGCCAAAUGCACUCAAUUAGACACACUAGCUCACACAUAUUUAUUCACACACAUAAUUGGAUAUAUUGCCCCUCCCUUUUACAUACACUUGAUUAGCCAUUCACUUACACAAACACACUUGUGCAUGUUCUUAAUAAGCCUGUGUUGUGUGACUUGCAGGGCGGGCUGCUUGGGGGUGAACCUAAUCGGGGCCAACCGGGUGGUGGUGUUUGAUGCGUCAUGGAACCCGUGUCACGACGCCCAGGCGGUGUGUCGGGUGUACCGCUACGGACAGAAGAAGCGCUGCCACAUCUACCGCCUGGUCUGUGACUUCACCCUGGAGAAAAAGAUCUACGACCGACAGGUCUCCAAGCAGGGCAUGUCUGGUAAGAGAGAGGGGGAGAGGGAGGGAGGUUAGGAAGGGAGAGAGAGAGAGAGUGGAGGGGGGUGUGUGUGUGUGAUGGUGCUGCUGCUCCUGUGUGUGACAGGGCAUGUCUGGUAAGAGUGUGUGUGGUUUAAUAUAUUGAAUAUGUCAUGGCAUGAAAUUGAAGUUGAAAUGCGAAUGGCGGCGUAGUACAGGGGAAUCUCAGUGGUCAGUAACACACUGUGAUUGGUUGUGUCCAGACCGCGUGGUGGAUGACCUGAACCCGGUACUGACGUUCACCCGCAAGGAGGUGGAGUCUCUGCUGCACUUUGCGGAGGAGGAGCCUGACCCGGCCAAAGCCCCUCUGCAGCCUCACGAAGAGAUGGAGACGGUCAUCAGCCAGGCCUGUCAGCUCUACCCCCACCUCAUCACUAAGGUACACUCACACACUCACUCAUGCACAGAUACACACUCUCACACGCGUAGACACUCAGUGCCCAGUUUAUUAGGUUCACCACCCCGGUCACGAAAAUGGUUCGCUCCUGAGUCACGUGGCCAUGGCUUGCUAUAUAGAGCAGGCAGACGGGCAUCUUGGCAUUCAGUUACUGUUCGAUUGAACGUUAUAAUGGGAAAAACUAGUGACCAAAGCGACUUUGAGUGUGGUAUGAUCAUCGGUGCCAGUUGCGCCGGUUCCAGUAUCCUCCUGGGCUUUUCACACACGACAGUGUCUAGGGUUUACAGAGAAUGCGGCGAAGAAACCAAAAACAUCCAGUCAGCGGCAGUCCUGUAGGCGAAAACAGCUCGUUGAUGAGAGCGGUCGAAGGAGAAUGGCAAGAAUCGUUCAAGCUAAGAGGCGGGCCACAAAUAGGUCAAUAACAGCGCAGAACAACAGUGGUGUGCAGAACGGCAUCUCGGAACACACAACUCGUCGGUCCUUGUCACAGAUGAGCUAUUGCAGCAGACGACCACACUGGGUUCCACUCCUAUCAGCUAAAAACAAGAAGAUGCGGCUCAAGUGGGCACGCGAUCACCAACACUGGACAAUUGAGGAGUGGAAAAACAACCCCUGGUCCGACGAAUCCCGGUUCCUAUUGCGUAAUGCUGAUGGCAGAGUCAGGAUUUGGCGUAAGCAGCAUUAGUCCAUGGACCCAUCCUGCCUGGUGUCAACGGUACAGGCUGGUGGUGUAAUGGUGUGGGAAAUGUUUUCCUGGCACCCGUUAGGUCCCUUGAUACCAAUUGAGCAACGUUUCCAUUCCCCAAAGAAUUCGGGCUGUUCUGAAGGUCCGACCCAGUACUGGAUUGGUGUACCUAAUAAAAUGUAUAUACACACCGUCAUGUCAUGGAUCACUGUAUUAAUAUGGUACACACACCACUCACACUAACAUCCCUGUUGAUAUGUACCCCACCAGGAACCCUUCCAUCAUGAGUCUCUGCUGGUGGACCGGAAAGAGUCCAAGCUCACUAAAGCAGAGAAGAGAGCUGCUAAGAAGAGCUAUGAGGAUGAGAAGCGUGCCUCCGUGCCCUACUCUCGCCCCUCCUAUGCCCACUACUACCCAACAAGCGACCAGACCCUCACCAACAUCCCAGCCUUCAACCAGCGCAACUGGUGAGUGGUCCAAUGAAUGCACUAUUCCUACCACUAAUCAUACAGCAUCCCUAACCAAUCCUCCAACAGCGCUGUGUAAGCCUGUUAAGCAGGCCUAAACAAAAGCCUAUCCAUACAAAUGAUCCUUCUAGCCUCCAAACUCAACCAUGCCAUCUGCAGCAAUCAUCAGUCUAGAAAACUGUCCCAAAUCAGACUGUGUAUUGAUAUGAUCCUCAUGUGUUUUUGAAUCCUCCAGGCGUCCCAUAGCUCGGGGUGAUGAGAAGCCCAUGGCCAGCGUCCGGCCCAUCCAGUCCACCCCCAUCCCCAUGAUGCCUCGCAUGGCGGGCAUGGGCAUGGCCGGCUCCAGCUCCGGGGUCAGCUUCCCGGUCAACUACCUGCAGAAGGCGGGUGUCUAUGUUCAGAGGAUCGUCACUACCACUGGUACAAUAGAUAUCCUGCAGGGAUAAUCACUUUUGAAUUGAAUUGGUGCUGAUAGACACUGAAACGCUUGGCAGGGUCCUGUUCAUUUGGGCACAUCGUGUCCAAUUUUUUUGCCGCGUACAAUGAAAAUGAGUAUUUAAUAGACAAGGUCAGAUAGAACUUCCCAGUUUCGGAGCGGUUUCUUCUGUUUGGGGCCAACUAAACACAACGGGUUAGGAGUUUUAGGAAUAACUCCUGGUCUUGGGUCAGGUGAAAUGCUUUGGGGCUGCAUUAGGAUAGACAGGUGAUAUUGGGCUACGUCCCAAAUGGCACCUUAUUCCCUAUAGAGUGCACUACUUUUGACCAGGGCCCAUAGAGAAUAGGGUGCUAUUUGGGAUACUGCCGUGGUAUUGUUUGGACCUUUUUGACUCCUUCUGUUUGCCCCUUCAGAUAUAGUGAUCCCUGGAGCCAACAGCACCACGGAUGUCCAGGCACGUAUCGGUGCAGGAGAGAGCAUCCAUGUGAUCAAAGGGUCAAAAGGUAAUAAGAACAUACUGUAUACUGUAGAAGCUGUACCUCAUAUCUACCUGCAUGUGUAGUUAAAUUAAUUCUCUACAUACUCUAAUCAAAAUACUGUGCUCAGCUUGGAGAGCGGUUUACAAUAUCCACAUGGACACCUGAAUUCCCAGGUUGUUAUCUCAUUUAGAUAGGGCUUGGUACUUUAACCUAAGCAUCAAAACUGACUGGUGCUUCCCUGCAUGCUUAUUUUUAUGUUUCUUACUUUACCUUAUUUUUUACUGAAUAGUUUUAUUAGCUAAUGUCAUGAGAGGAGAGCUUGCAAGUAAGCAUUUCAUUGUACUGUGUACACUUCUCUGUAUCCUGUACAUAUGACAAAUAAAGUUUGAUUUGAUAUCAGACACUAACUGCGGUCUUCCUCACAGGUACCUACAUCAGGACCAAUGAUGGGAGGAUUUUUGCCAUCCGCUCAGGGAAGCUCAGCAGAGCAGUGCAGGGGGGAUCUGCUACUAACAGAGGUGCUCUACAUACACAAAGUACUUUACAUUACAUGAUGAGGAAUCCAUGUAACAGGAUAUGACAGAACAAAGUGACUUGGUGUUCAGACUACAUAGAUAGGGCUGGGUGGUAGCCUAGCGGUUAAGAGGUUGGGCCAGUAACUGAAAGGUUGCUGGUUCUAAUCCCCGAGCUGACUAGGUGAAGGUACUUAACCCUAAUUGCUCCUGUAAGUUGCUCUGGAUAUGAGCGUCUGCUAAAUGACUAAAAUGUCAAAUGCGCUGGGUAGUAGACUGAGGUAUGUAGUAGAGAGAAAAAAUGACCAGAGAGGACCUAGUACCGAGCCCUGGGGGACACCAGUGGUGAGACAUCAACAUGCUGCGUUAAGGGAAUAAUGACUCUCUUUUGACCCUCCUCUAUUCCUCAGGUUCCCAGGCUUCCCUGCUCCACGCCAUCGGUAACGGCUGUUUGUCUCCCAUGGAGCGCCAGCGGCUGACCCCCGACAGCGCCUCGCGGCCCUCCACCCCCGAGAGCCCCGAGAUCCUCAGAGAACUCAGCCGCUACGCCGUCACCGUGGAUACCGUCGCCAUGGGCAACGAGCUGCCGUCACCAUCGGACAUGGCUACAGGGGACGGAGAGGGGGGGAGCAGAACGCAGCAGUACAGUCAGAGCACAGAGUCGGACCUCAGUCGGCAGCUCAGAGAGGACAUCGGAAUGAGUAUCAGCGAGGCUCUACGAUGCUCCAAACGCAAGAUGGCCGCAGCAGCGGGUGGACACAAGCAGGCGGGGGGCAAACGCAGCUCAUCUGCAACCGGGUUCCCGGGCCUCUCCCUGGGCAGUGGAGGGCUCAGCUUCCCCCCCCUGAACCAGGCCCUGCUGGGGGGACACAUGAGCCACCCAAUGCUGAUGGGAGGCAGCUCCUCGUCCCCCUUCCUCCAGUCAGCAGGACAGACUCUGGGAGACCUGCAGACCAUGUUCCCCUCGGCAGGGGCGGACCUCCUCAGCCAUGCCUCCUCAGCCACAGGAAACAACGGACACCUCCCCUCAUCCUCCACCUCCUCCUUGUCCUCCACCUCUUUCUCCUCCACCAUUGCCACCAUGCCCAUGCCCAUGUCCUCGGCCUCCACAUCCUCCUCCUCCACCCUUCCCCCCUACCUGAUGAACCCCAGUGUGGCUGGUCUGCUUUCCCCAGGCUUCCCUCUGAACUACAGUCAGUCCCUGUUGCCUGAGCCCAGCAUGUACUCCAACAGCCUGGGAGGAGGCCCAGGCAGCACUGGAGGAAGCUCCAGCUUCCUCUCCCACUUCCCCUCUUCCCCCUCCAGCCUCCUGGGUGCAGCGCUGAGCCAGCCCGACUCCCACCACCUAGCCACGGAGAACGGUGGCAGCAGCUCGGACGAUGAUGUCAUUGAGGUGACAGGACAAUGA
This is a messenger RNA of Coregonus sp. 'balchen', 16972 nucleotides long. Lineage: Eukaryota; Metazoa; Chordata; Actinopteri; Salmoniformes; Salmonidae. The record is from the annotation of a GenBank genome assembly.